GAGAGUUAAAAUUAUCGUUAAAAUAAGAAUAUCGUCAAGAAAAAAGUCGCGGCAAAAGUUUCCUUGAUCGCGAAGUGACCUAAAAUGUUCAUCAACUUGUGUAAAUGGAAAGCGGAUCAGUGAAUAUCACGUGCACAGGAAUUUAUGCGGCCAAAAACAACUCAGGAGAGCCAAGAAAAUUCCCAAUUCGCAAGAUAGUUUUUGACAGAAAAUUGUGCCUCAACGGAAAUUGAAUUGUGGAAAGUGGUGUAGAUAAUCGAGUGACCCAAAAUAUAUCGUGAACAGAUAAUGGCUGCAGUAAUUAUGGCGUCUGAUGGUGGUUAUGAUCCAGUUAUCUCUAAACUUAUAACAUCGCUUAAGGAGACGGACAACUUAUCUGAUGAACAGGAUCUUGGCUUCCUUCAGAAUUUGUUGCAAUCGAAAGAAUUGAACGCGCUCGUCAACGUACAUAGCAAAGUGGCCAAAAUCAACAAAGAUGAUCGAAUAGCGCCAUUACUGUCUGCGUCUAUGCAGGUUCUAAUGGAGGUUUUGGAAUUGUUAGCUCCAAGGUGCCAUAUUUCACCACUCUGCAAAGAAAUAUUUCACCUACUACAAACACCUCACUUACAGAGUGUUCUACUAGCACAUGACGCAAUCGCGCAAAAAGACUUCUAUCCUCAUCUACCAGAUAUUCCGAUAGAAGUUGACGAAGACGAGGAAACCAUAAAAAUUGUUCAACUAGUCAAAAGUAAUGAACCGUUGUGUGCUGGAGCACAAAGUGCGGAACCAAUUGUUGGGGCAACAAUUAAAACGGACGAAGAAACUGGUAAAAUAAUCAUUGCGCGAAUAAUGCACGGCGGGGCAGCUGAUCGUUCGGGAUUAAUUCAUGUUGGUGAUGAAGUGAUCGAAGUGAACAAUAUUAACGUGGAAGGCAAAACCCCUAGUGACGUGCUAUCAAUUUUGCAAAACUCGGAGGGUACUAUAACUUUUAAGUUGGUACCAUCAGACGGAAAGUUGGACCAACGUGAAAGUAAAGUUAGAGUAAGAGCAUACUUCAAUUACGAACCGGACGGCGAUCCGUAUAUACCAUGUAAAGAAGCCGGCUUGGGUUUCCAACGAGGAGACAUUCUGCAUAUAGUUUCACAGGACGAUUCAUACUGGUGGCAAGCACGCAAGGAAGGUGAAAAAACAACUCGCGCAGGAUUGAUACCUAGCAGAGCGUUGCAAGAACGGCGUAUAUUGCAUGACCGAACCCAGAAAGAACCGAACGGCGAUACAAAAAAAGGUUCAUGCGCUUCUAUUUGUUCAACACCUCCCGGAUCACCCAAUUCGAAUAACCCAUGUAGAGGGCCCAAAACUAAGAAGAUUAUGUACGAUACAGCCGAAAACGAUGAUUUCGACCGAGAAAUGAUUGCAACCUAUGAAGAGGUAGCGAAGCUUUACCCUCGUCCAGGCGUCUUUCGUCCUAUCGUCCUGAUCGGCGCCCCCGGCGUUGGGAAGAACGAACUGAAGCGGCGGCUCGUUGCCAGAGAUCCCGAAAAAUAUAAAAGCCCCGUACCAUACACUACUCGCCCUAUGCGUCCCGGGGAAGUGGCUGGUAGAGAGUAUUUGUUCGUUACACGGGAUAAAAUGGAAACCGAUAUUGCGGCCGGCAAAUUCAUUGAGCAUGGUGAAUACAAAGGACAUCUAUACGGGACCGCAUCGGAAAGUGUGAAGGCAAUCGUUAAUGCCGGGUGUGUGUGUAUAUUAGGCCCACAUUAUCAAGCCUUGAAAUCACUGCGAACAGUUCAGCUUAAGCCGUAUAUUAUCCAUAUUAGACCGCCGCCGUUUGAAGAGCUCAAAAAAACACGUACGAAAGCCCGCGCGCGCUCUACUUUUGAUGAAACCAAUUCAAGAGGAUUCUCGGAUGAAGAGUUCAACGAGAUGAUCCGAUCAGAUGAAAGGAUAAACUUCCUCUACGGACACUUUUGUGACGAUGAAAUCGAAAAUUGCGAGUUAACAGAAGCUUUCGAAAAGCUCGUUACUCUGGCGAACAAAUGCGAGUCAGAACCGCUAUGGGCACCAGCGAGUUGGGUACAGUGAAACUAAAGAUAAACGUGAAUCUUUGCAAUCUUUAAUGGUUUUUUAUAGAAUGAAACACCUGUCAAAUAAAAUGCAUAAUUUUUAAGUUAACCUGUUAACAAAGACAAUCCUUGUCGUGUAAGGAUUUCUUAUAGAUUGAGUUUCUUCGCCGUAGUUCAAUGCUAUGUUGCCAGAAUUGUAUCCAACUGUGUUUUUGAAAAUUUAUCUGCUUAAAUAUUGUGCAAUGUGGAUCCGUUUUCUUAGCUUCAAUAAAAUAUUAGUUCUUACAAGUUAACUUCCAUUAUAUUUUAUUGUGUUAUUGUCAGUUGAUUUUAUCGCAACAUCAAUAAAUAUUUUUUUAAAUUGCCGGAAAUUGUACGCUACUUAACGUCUUAAAAAGACAAAUGUUGAUUCCGGCAAAAUUAAAAUGCACAUUAAUUUUCGCAAAUAAGGUGCUGUGUGGAAUGAUAAACUUGAAAAAUUGGUACUACGAACAUAGAAACAAUGAAGAAGGCCAGUUUUCAUAGAGGUUGAAUAUAAACGCAAAUUGACAAUUAUCCAUCACAGUAGAUUCUACAGAAAUGCAUGAGUUAUGAGCCCUCUUUCCACGGCAACAGCACUAAUGUCUUUCGUAAAAGUGUAGAAACAAAGAGAGUAAUUUAAAUUCAGAUCUAACUGCUUGCUAAAACAUUUCGAAUCGUUCUCCACAUCCACACUAGACAUAAUUUGAGCACUAGUUUGCAAAACUAUCAUUGAUUUUAUCAGUUUGCCGGCUGUGUGUGCCUUAGUAAUUCUUCAAUAUGUCGCGAUCGUCUCGGCACAACACAUUUAUCAUAGUUUCUGCCAAACAGCCCAAAACGGCUCAUACAGUUUGUAUUUAAAACUGUUGUUUACUGAUGCAGUGUGCUGUGAUCGUCUAAACAUGAAAGUGGCGAAAAGUGUUAAAGUUGCGUGUUUCCAGAAACUCUACUGCGAGUUGUGUCCAAUCUGGACGCGGAGCAAAAAAAAAAUAUUGAAAAGCUUUAAAAAAAACUAAAUCUAACAAAGUAGGGGUUCCACCAUGAAAACUAACAGAAACAGAGUCUGUAGAAAAAUUUUGCUGUGCAACAAGAGUUAUUAUUAUUUAGGCAACAACCGCUGCUGGGCGGUCUCAACUUGCACCAGAGACAAUGUUAAUCUCUGAUGCUCUCUGUAACAGAUCUGUUUUACGGGCGGGGUUGUUGUUAAUUUGUUUUUCUUUAUGCUUAUUAGAAUGCACAGAGUACAGCAGAGCUAAAGCAUCAUGUUACAGUUCUGCACUGAAGUUGAUGCAUCAGGGUUUUAUACGUCUUUCGUAUAAAAUCCAAUGAUUCGAUGCAGCGUAAAUGCACCGAACGGACGAGCCGACAACAAACAACAAUUGCUUCUUCUUAUUGGACAACAACCACUGAGUGGUCUUAGCAACAAUUCCGUACACUCCCUUUAGUUAGUUUCCUUAUGGAUCAAUAUUAUUUUCACCAUUGUCUUAAAAUAUCAAACAAAAUUAAUCUUGCAUUAUCUUUUUUGCCUUAACAUAAAACAUAACAUCAAACUAUGGCGAGAACAUAAUCUAUCGUUAUGCAAGAUUAAACCAUGGUUAUAUGUGUAGGUUAAGAUGAUCAGUUAGCCUAAACAUUUGUCCAGAUCCAAAUACAUUACCUUUAUACCAAAGAAUUCCAUCCUUGCCAACGUGCAAAACAAACAAAGCGAAAACAAGGUCUAAUUGAGAUGCAAGUAUAACAAGCUCUAUGGUAAUCCAAAUGCUAACAACAUUCGUUAUUCGUCUCUUCAAAAAGCUAGACAAUAUUAACAUUAUGAACAAAAAGCACUAGUUAAACGCUUUGGCUGCAGAAAUUAGUAGAACACCAACUAAAGCAGCGUUUUAUUUGAUUGAAUUGAUGAGCUCUAGUUAGGUUGAUUGUGGUGAUCGCAAAGGCCAGCCAGCAUCGAACAGCUGACCAGUAACAUCAGGGCAUAAAGUUGUUUAUUUUCAUUGCACACUGCUUCACAAUAUUUGGCAGAAAACUCGCUCCGACUUAGAUCACAUUUAGUAUUAUCUAUCAAUGUUUAAUCUUUUAAAAAUAUUUGGAAAACUUCUGUAUACAAUUAUCUAAAGUUUUCCUUUCUUAAUGAGAGCAACUAGUGUCAAUAUAAACAAUACUUUGGUUAUUGCUAAUAGUCCAACAUAUUAUUUGUUGGCUGCAGAAGAUAGCACAAACUGGUGCAUAAUAGUAUUCAGACACUUGUGAGUACUUUACUGCUGUAGAGAAAAAUGGAACGCCAAAGCUGAAUCCGUUAAACAUCAAUAUAAACCACCUAGAAAACGUAACUGUUGUGGCAAAAUCUAAGAUAGUGUAAUCUUUGUAACAAACAACAAACUUUGUUCGAUAGUUAUAGAUGCAAACCUACAAAAAGCCACACUGUAAAAAAAGGCGUGGAUGAAGUGGCUGGUAUAAAAUAUUUCCCAUAUUGUGUUCUUACCAUCUCUAGAAAAUCCCAUUGAUUCCACCUCACAUAACCAUAAUAAAUGAAAAUCGUAAGAAUUUUGUUAGAAACUGUGAAGAAUGCAAAACAAUAACAAACAAACCUCCCCGAAGAAUACACGCAUUGAAAAAAUUAAAAUAGUUAAAUUGACAUAUUAAAAAAUACGAUGCAUUGUUAUUUGUUGAUUAGUUUUAGCUGGUGAGAAAAGUGAAAAUCUCAAUUCACUAGAAAAUGAGAAUAAAAUAUAUCCUAGUCAUGUAUUUAAGUAAUCCCAAUCGCUUAUAUAUACACAUAUAUUUUUGUUUGUCCCUGUUAAUAUAAAAUACUUGGCAUGAAUCUCGCGUCUGUUAAACCUCCAUAUAAGGUGCGAUGCUCAACAUAAAA
This is a messenger RNA of Anopheles bellator, 4926 nucleotides long. RefSeq names its product MAGUK p55 subfamily member 7 (gene metro). Lineage: Eukaryota; Metazoa; Arthropoda; Insecta; Diptera; Culicidae. The transcript is spliced from 12 exons. Gene Ontology annotation, molecular function: protein binding. Gene Ontology annotation, cellular component: cell-cell junction; plasma membrane. The record is from RefSeq and is a predicted model, not a curated record. Bases 289 to 2061 code for a protein of 590 amino acids.